Molecule: messenger RNA, 819 nt
Organism: Nezara viridula (southern green stink bug)
Lineage: Eukaryota; Metazoa; Arthropoda; Insecta; Hemiptera; Pentatomidae
Source: the annotation of a GenBank genome assembly
AUGGAUUUAUCAAUUUUAUUAGCUCUUGCAUCUGGAAUAAUUAUAAUUGUGUUAAUAUUUUUUGUAUUAAGGGAACGUUCCAAAAGCUCAGAUGAAGAGCAAGAAGCACCAAAUGAAGAACAGAGGCAAAGGAGAGGAGCUCCAGCUCCAAGAAAUGCUCGGGCUAGGCUAAGAGCAGCUGCUGCAGCACAUGACAAUGAAGAAGAAGUUGAGGAUGUUGAACAAGAAAAAGUUGGAGCAAAAAAAAGGGCAAAACUCGAAGCAAAGGCAGAAAAGAAAGCACAAAGAGAAGCUGAAGAAAGAGAGCGAGAAGAGAAAAAGAAAAGAAAGGAAGUGUUAGAGGAAGAAAAAAAACGUCAAGAAGAGAAAGAAAAGCUUGAUGAACAGAAAAGGGAAGAAGAGGAAAAAAAAGCUAAAGAGGAGCAAGAAAGGAGAGAACAUGAAGAAUAUUUGAAGUUAAAAGCCUCAUUUAACAUUGAAGAAGAAGGUUUCGAUGAGACUGAAAUACGGGAGGAUGAAAAUCUUCUGCAGAAUUUUAUUUCUCACAUACAGAACACAAAAGUGUUGCUUUUGGAAGAUUUGGCCUCAAAAUUCCACAUGAAAACACAAUCAGUAAUUGAUAGAAUCCAAGAUUUACAAGCAGAAAAACGAUUAACAGGUGUCAUUGAUGACCGGGGAAAAUUCAUUUAUAUUUCACAAAAGGAAUUGGAGGCAGUUGCAAAAUUUGUUAAACAAAGAGGACGAGUCUCAAUUGCAGAACUUGCUGAAAAUAGCCAGCAACUUAUCAACUUAAACCCAAAUAUUGUUGUUGAAUCUUAA